Cheilinus undulatus (humphead wrasse) is the source of this 2458-nucleotide messenger RNA. It is a transcript of the gene sesn2, whose product is annotated as sestrin 2. The coding region runs from base 476 to 2152 and encodes 558 amino acids. The record is from RefSeq and is a predicted model, not a curated record. Gene Ontology annotation, biological process: cellular response to L-leucine; positive regulation of macroautophagy; negative regulation of TORC1 signaling. Gene Ontology annotation, molecular function: L-leucine binding; oxidoreductase activity, acting on peroxide as acceptor. NCBI's taxonomy places the organism in Eukaryota, Metazoa, Chordata, Actinopteri, Labriformes, Labridae. The transcript is spliced from 11 exons. Gene Ontology annotation, cellular component: nucleus.
AUACGUCACGCUGACGUCAUGUAGGCAGGAAAAAUGCUCUCCAACUCAACAGCAGAACGAAACCAGCGGGUUUAAAGCAGUAUUUUUGCUCCGUGAAACUUAUUUUAAAGUGAAUGUAGAUUUUAUUUUAGCCCAGAAGUGAAAUGCAAACAUAAACCACUGGAUAAGAGUGCUUUUAAGUCUAAAUACACUGUUAAAACAGCUUACGGUACCUGCUAAUAGCAGCUAGGCUAACUUAGCAAACUAACCGGCGGACUGUUUUUACGGUCAGAUGUCAGGUAUGAAUUCGCGUUGAAUGUAGCCUGUCGGUGUGAAUGAUUGUUGACAUAGAUGAUUACCUAGUAAGUCGAGGAAAAACGACACACCUGCUUCAUUCAUUCGUCAAGCUAACGGUUGCGUUACUACUUAAGCUAACAGCUAGCUGCUUCGGCGUCAGGUAACGCAGCCUACAGGUGCGUCCGGACCACUCCGGGAGAUGGCUGAUAAUCAAACUGCAAGUUUUAACUGCAAGACUAACGGGGACAACAACCCACGACACGGGUCCGGUCCUGGCCGUCCGUGUCGCUACGAGUCAGAGUCAGAGUCUGACAGUAACCCGGCGGUGAAGAGCUUAGCUCGGCUCUGCAGCAGGGACGGAGAGGAACGAGCAGCGGCUCUGGAGGAGCUGAGCCAAGCAGUUCUCGGUUGUUUAGGUCUGGACCGGCCUGGUUCGACACGGCUCAGUAAACAAACACUUCUGCACCUGCUUCGUUUGUCUCGGUCGUGUCCGCUGCAGGAGAUACGGGGGAAAUCAACCGAGCUGCUCCGGAUCGCACAGGAACACGGACUUGAAGUCCCUCGGGCUCUGGCCUCGGGUCCAAGUGCCUUCAUCCAUGCAAAGGAGAUGCUGAAAGAGGGGCCAGACCAGCACAUCCUCAUUGAAUCUUUCCUGUCGUCGGGUCGCGUGGACCACAUCACCAUGGUGAUGGCACUGCACCCCGCUUACCUCAGCUGUUUCCUGAGGACCCAGCAUGCUUUGUUUGAGCUGGACGGCCCCUUGCCCCGUCACUGGAGACAUUAUAUCGCUGUUAUGGCUGCAGCACGACACCACUGCUCAUACCUGGUACAGCAUCACAGCGCGGGCUUCCUGGAGGCCGGAGGAGAGGAGAGCUGGCUGAGUGACCUCCAACAUGCUCCAACCAAACUCCGCAGCCUGCAGAUGCUCAACAAGCUGCUGGCACACAGACCCUGGCUCGUCACACAGCAGCACAUCCAGGAGCUGGUGUGUCCUGGGGCAGAUCCUCGCUGGUCACUGGCUGAACUCAUCCACGCUGUGGUUCUGAUGGCACACGCUCACUCGCUCUGUUCGUUUGUGUGGGGCUGUGGAUUAAACCCUGAACCUGACCACAUAGGAGGUUACACUUUUCAACCUCCAUCACCCGGGCACCUUCCUCGAAGCCCUCACAGCCCCGCUCACGAGGAUGGGAGGCAGGAGCUUGUUGAUGGAGCGAUGGAAGUGGAGGUGUUGAUGAAGAGGAUGGUGGAGCUGCAGCAGCAGCAGGAGGAAGAGGAGUGCACGCAGGAGGAGAUGGUUACUCGCUUUGAGAGGGAGAGGAGCGAGAGCAUACCAACUGCGGUGGUGAGGGGAGCACCACCUGACCUGGUGCUGCACCUGGUGGAGGAUCCAGAGUUCAGAUAUGAGGACUUUGCUCCCAGAGGAGAGCAGGCCCCGCCCACCAUGAGAGCACAGGACUACUCGUGGGAGGAUCACGGCUACUCGCUGGUGAACAGGCUUCUGCCAGACAUGGGUCAGCUGCUCGACGAAAAAUUCCAGGUGGUGAGUAACUUGACCUACCACAGGAUGGCCAUGCAUGAAGGUGUGGACACCCACACUCUGAGGAAAGCUCUGUGGAACUACAUCCACUGUCUGUACGGGAUUCGCUAUGACGAUUACGACUACGGCGGUGUGAACGUGCUGUUAGAGCGCUCUCUGAAGGUGUUUGUAAAAACCAUGGCCUGUCACCCUGAGCAGACCACGGCACGCAUUUACCACGCUUUCUGGAGACACUUCAGACACUCUGAAAAGGUUCAUGCAAACCUCAUAGUGAUGGAAGCCCGCCUACAAGCAGCCCUUCUUUACACCUUGCGAGCGAUCACUCACUACAUGAGAUGACGCCCUCACUCCCACGUUUCUGCAGAUGCUGAGCCAGCUGUGAUGUAGCACCACAGCCCAACGCACGGAAAGACAAUCUUGCACGCACACACACUACAGUGAAUGUUUCUAAAUGCAUAUCUUAUUUUUCAGUGUUAAUGUUUCUCAAUGCUGCUUUGCACCCAGAUAUCUGAGAUUUAGUUUGUUACUUAUUUUGCACUGAAGUUUAUCAGGUUGUUUUUUUCACUUGAGCCUCGUGUUUUCCUUUCAUGUGUCAUCAGUAACCUUGACAUAUCCAAAUACAUGCCAGAUGUACUGGCAAAUAAA